This is a messenger RNA of Orbilia oligospora ATCC 24927, 1122 nucleotides long. RefSeq lists its product as uncharacterized. Gene Ontology annotation, molecular function: syntaxin binding; SNAP receptor activity. The record is from RefSeq and is a predicted model, not a curated record. The coding region runs from base 1 to 1122 and encodes 373 amino acids. Lineage: Eukaryota; Fungi; Ascomycota; Orbiliomycetes; Orbiliales; Orbiliaceae. Gene Ontology annotation, biological process: exocytosis; vesicle fusion. The transcript has 2 exons. Gene Ontology annotation, cellular component: SNARE complex; plasma membrane.
AUGGGCUGGUUCUCCAAGAAAGAAAAGGUCGCUACCCCCGACACCGCCUCUUCAAACCCAUACGCGGCCCCUCCACCAGCCUACGAUUCUGGCAGCAGCAACGCUCCAUCUGCCUCCUACGAUAAUAAAUCCGCAAACCUCUACGGUGGUGCCAAGGAAUCCUCUACUUAUGGUAAUAAUCCAUACGGAGGUGCUAAAGAAUCCUCCGGCGACUCCUACGGUGCUUCUAUGUAUGGCAGCAACAAUAAGGCCAAACCAAGCGGUGGUUCUAACCCAUACGGAGGCAACAACUCGACUCCUGGUGGUCAAGAUGACAACGCUUACUCCGGUAAAGGGUCUUAUGGAUACGGUUCUAGUGGAUACUCUGCCGAAAGUGGAUAUGAUUCCAAAGAUCCAUACAGCACCGGACAAGGCAGGCAAAUGACCGCCGAAGAGGAAGAAGAAGAAGAUGCAGAUGCCUUAAAAUCUCAAAUCCGCUUCACUAAGCAAGAAUCCGUCGCUUCGACUCGUAAUGCCCUCCGUGCUGCUGCCAGAGCCGAGGAAGUCGGUCGUGAUACUCUUGUCAAACUCGGUGAACAGGGCGAGAAGCUUCACCAGACCGAAUUGAAUUUGGAUAUGGCCAAGAAUCACGGUCAUAGAGCUGAAGAUCAAGCUGCGCAUUUGAAGAGGUUAAAUAGGAGUAUGUUCGUUCCUGUGGCUGGUAGUCCCUUCGGACGACAGGCAAAGGCGGAUAAAGAAGAGGAGAAGAUUAUGGAACGCCAUAGAGUUGCUCGUGAGGAAAGAGAGAGAGUCCAGGCUGCCGGAAUGCAGGGUCAACAGCAGGUUAAGAGUGGAUUAAGGCCAAUGGGGGCUCCGGCUAUGGCGCCAAGGCAGAAGAUGAGCUUGGCUGACAAGGCAAAAUUUCAGUUUGAAGCUGAUGCUGAGGAUGAUGCUAUGGAAGAGGAGAUUGAUGAUAACUUGCAUCAACUCGGAGGUGCCAUUGGUAGACUCAAUCUUUUGGCGAAGACACAGAACCAGGUUGUCCAGGACCAAAACAAGACUAUCGAUCGUUUGAACUCGAAGAGCGAGUCCGUCCACCAACAAAUCGACCGAAACACCCACCGAAUCAACAAGAUAAAAUAG